AUGGGUGCCGUUGGGAGCCCUUUGGUCUUUGCUGUGGGCAUCCUAGGCAACAUCCUGUCGUUCCUGGUUAUCCUGGCGCCGGUGCCGACGUUCUACCGUGUGUACACGAGGAAGUCGACGGAGUCGUUCCAGUCAGUUCCCUACGCGAUGGCGCUGCUGAGCGCAAUGCUGUGGCUCUACUACGCGCUGCUCACCAAAGACCUCCUCCUCCUCACCAUCAACACGGUGGGGUGCGUCGUCGAGUCCGCCUACCUCGCCAUCUACCUCGCCUACGCGCCCAAGCAGGCCAGGGCCUUCACCGCCAAGCUCGUGGGCAUCAUGAACGUGGCGCUCUACGGGGCCAUGGUCUGCGUCCUGCAGCUGUUGGUCAAGGACGGCGAGAGCCGCGUCACCAUCGCCGGUGGCAUCGGCUCCGCCUUCGCGCUCGCCGUCUUCGUCGCCCCUCUCGCCAUCAUCAGGCAAGUGAUCGGGACCAAGAGCGUGGAGUUCCUGCCCUUCUGGCUAUCCUUCUUCCUCACCAUCAGCGCCGUCGUCUGGUUCUUCUACGGCCUACUCAUGAAAGAUUUCUUCGUGGCGACACCCAACGUGCUGGGGCUGCUGUUCGGGCUGGCCCAGAUGUCGUUGCACCUGGUGUACAAGAACCCCAAGAAGAAGGGCGCCGUGUCGGAGGUACAGGUCCCGGCGGACGACGAGAAGAACCAGCUGCCACUUCAGCAGCAGCAGGCCGGCACAACGGCACACGUCGUUGCGCCCAUCAUCGAAGCCGACGAGGAGGUCGUGAACGGCAGGGAGGACGACGGCGGCGACAAGCAGCAAAGCGUGUCCGUGGUGGACAUCGUGCUGCCGCCCCCCGAGGAGCACCCCACACUGCCGCCAGUCGACCACCCUGCGCCACUGCCGCCCAUGAGAAUGGCCGUCGAGGUGGUCUGAUCUACGUGAUGGAGCAGACUGACCUAACUAUAUAUCUGCCGUAUGUUUAUCAAUUGCGGGCGCGGCACCAUGCAUGCAUGCAUGCGUACGUCUAUGUGUUCAGUUCGUUAUGUAUAAGUUCGUGCCAAUCCGAUCGUAUGUUGUUGGUUAAUUACUAGUAGUAGUUAAUUAGUAUUGAACUACUGGUAUACGUACGUACUUCCUCUGUUCGAAAUUACUUGUGUUGAAAAUGGAUGUAUCUAGACGUAUUUUAGUUCUAGAUACAUCCAUUUUUGAGACAAGUAAUUUCGAACGGAGGGAGUAGAAAGGAAGGUGUGGGCUCGUCUCAUCUGAUCAUCGAUGCAGCAUGAUUGGAGAAACUGGAGUGGUGUACUCGUGUAGAGCAUCCUCUGGUGUAUGCUGGCCUCUUGCAGCGCUUGGAGAUGCAUAGUUUCUCUGAUCAAAUAAAAAGCUCAUGUAUUUCUUCAGUCA
Messenger RNA from Triticum dicoccoides, 1401 nucleotides. RefSeq names its product bidirectional sugar transporter SWEET12-like. Bases 1 to 930 code for a protein of 309 amino acids. Gene Ontology annotation, molecular function: sugar transmembrane transporter activity. The record is from RefSeq and is a predicted model, not a curated record. NCBI's taxonomy places the organism in Eukaryota, Viridiplantae, Streptophyta, Magnoliopsida, Poales, Poaceae. Gene Ontology annotation, cellular component: membrane. The transcript is spliced from 4 exons. Gene Ontology annotation, biological process: carbohydrate transport.